Paraglomus occultum is the source of this 1465-nucleotide messenger RNA. The record is from the annotation of a GenBank genome assembly. NCBI's taxonomy places the organism in Eukaryota, Fungi, Glomeromycota, Glomeromycetes, Paraglomerales, Paraglomeraceae.
UUCAAUGUUCACUGAAGUACAUUUGUCAAUUAAGUCAUAUUUCGAGAGUACACCUGUUUCAUCAUGGUCAUAUUUGGGUUUUCUAAAAACAUUGAAAUCUUAUUGCAUCUCGGAAGAAUAUUCGCUGGACGAUCUGAAGGCCAUUUGGAGGAAGCGAUACAUAAAUUUUCUAAAUAACUUUCUUGCUGAGAAAGAACAUGAUGGUGAUAUCAAAAAGCGUGUAACUAUUCUGAUUCGACAGUGCAGCCUACGAGGGGUGCCGUUCCUCUCUGCGGUAUGGGGUACCGUUCCUCAGCACUUGUAUCUCACAAUCUUCUCUGCUGUUGCACGGCCUAGGGAGGGUGCCGUCCUUCUCGAGAAGCGUCCAGCUGAAGAAGGGAGCUUUUGGGAUGGUGAUGUUUUCGAUAAGAAAUCGCAGAUAGAAGCGUUGGAUGUGCUCUGUGUUUCUCGUAGUCAGAAGUCUAAUGAGUAUGUUAAUAAAGUAAAUUCACGCCUACUGAAACAAGCUGGGAUAUCAAGAGAAGAAGUAGGUACCAUAAUAGGACAAAAAAGAUCAUACGAGGAAGACUUACCUUCGACACCACCGGGCAAGAUCAGAACAAUCAGUACAGAAGUGAAUAAUGAUUUAGCGUUCAGUGACGAGACAAACAUUGCUACUUUUUUGCAGAAAUCAACUGCAACUGAGGUGGAAAUGAUUCCUCGAACAACAAUAGUGCAAUGUAAUAGUGAGGAGGAUGAUUUGUCUCUCAAUGACGAAAUUGAUGACGUAUCUGCCGAAGUUCAACAGUUUAUUGCGAAAAUGAAGAGAGUGAAGCACCGUCUUUUUAAUUAUCAUAUUGUCAACCUUUCUGAGCGGAAUCAAAUGGACCCAGUUAACAAAAUCUUUACAGACGAUGAGAAGAAAAUGAUGAGAAAAUUCUGGAAACUUGGUGAGCCAUCGGCUGAAGAGAAAUUAAACACUGUACGACGAUCAAAAUGGGAUAACACCAUAAAACAACUUGUUAAUAAAUAUACGUCUGCGGUUGAGCCCAGAUCAAUUUUUGACGAAGAAGAAUCGCAAUCAGAGAUUAUUUUUGAAAGGCCGUUUAGAGGAAAGCUUGUAUUUUGGACUCAUUAUGACCUUUUGUGGAUUCAGGACGUUUAUAAGCGAUUUGUACUCUUAUUUGCCAUGCCAUUCAAUGCACUUCUUGAUCCGGAUGCAACAGAGUUUGCGUAUAGGGAAUCAUUUGUCAAUCCGAUCAUUCCUAAAGCAUUUGACGAUGUGAGCGCUAAUAUCAGAUUUAAAACCGGAGAGGUAGAAAGUACCUUGCAAAAACAACACAGAAACGAGACUAAAGGGCAAAAGCCGCGUGUCAAUGUCGGGACGAACCAUGACGGAAUCCUCGAAAUUUGCAUGAAUGCUAAAGAAAAUAGAAGUGGGAUUUAUGGAGGUCGUGGGGAAUGCAGUGUUGGUGGAUGUGACUAA